This is a messenger RNA of Salmo salar (Atlantic salmon), 2000 nucleotides long. The record is from RefSeq and is a predicted model, not a curated record. NCBI's taxonomy places the organism in Eukaryota, Metazoa, Chordata, Actinopteri, Salmoniformes, Salmonidae.
UUCAUACUACAAGGAGGCUGCUGCACCGUGGUCCUCAGUACUUAUACAGCUUAGCUGACGGAGAGAGGGAGGCAAAGAAGAGAGAGAGAGAGAGAGAGAGAGAGAGAGAGAGAGAGAGAGAGAGAGAGAAAGAGAAAGGAGGGAUGGGUGCAGAGUGUGUGAGGAGCGAGAAGUCACUGUGAUUCCACCAAACAGUGAAGUUUCCUCCAGCUCAGCUCUGCUCUUCUCUACCUAGUACCUGAGGCCCUGUGUGUGUCCAGCAUGAGUAACAUCUACGAGUCUGCAGAGGCGACCCUCGGCCUGUGCAACUCUUCCUGUCUGACCAAGGUUGAGCUGAGAGUGGCUUGUCACGGGAUCUCAGACCGAGAUGCCCUUUCUAAACCAGACCCCUGUGUUGUCCUCAAGAUGCAGUCACACGGACAGUGGUUUGAGGUGGACCGGACAGAGGUGAUCCGUAGCAGUAUCAGUCCAGUGUUCUCUAAGGUGUUCCUGGUUGACUUCUACUUUGAGGAGGUGCAGCGUCUUCGCUAUGAGCUACAUGACAUCAGUCCCACUCACAACGGACUCAGAGACACAGACUGCCUCGGAGCUAUGGAGUGCACAUUGGGACAGAUCGUGUCCCAGAGGAAACUGUCCAAAGCAUUACUUAAACAGGGAAACACUACCAGCAAGUCCUCGAUCACGGUAACAUCAGAGGAGUUGUCAGGUAAUGAUGACUACGUGGAACUCUCCUUCAGAGCUCGGAAGCUAGACGACAAGGAUUUCUUCAGUAAAUCAGAUCCAUUUUUGGAAAUCUUCAGAAUAAAUGAUGAUGGCAGUGGAUCACUUGUUCACAGAACUGAGACGGUGAUGAACGACCUCAGCCCGGUGUGGAAGUCAUUCAAGGUCUCUCUUAACACACUGUGUAGUGGAGACCACGACCGCCAACUAAAGUGCACAGUGUAUGAUUGGGACUCCAAUGGGAAGCACGACUUCAUUGGAGAGUUUCAGACCACCUAUAAGGAGAUACGGACAGACCUGGAGGGGAGACAGAUGCAAUGGGACUGUAUAAACCCGAAGUACCAAAUGAAGAAGAAGAACUACAGAAACUCUGGCGUCAUCGUCCUCAACCACUGUAAGAUCAUCAAGAUGUAUUCUUUCCUGGAUUACAUCAUGGGAGGCUGUCAGAUCCAGUUCACAGUGGCCAUAGACUUUACAGCGUCAAACGGAGACCCCAAAAACAGUUGUUCUCUCCACUACAUCCAUCCAUACCAGCCCAAUGAAUACCUGAAAGCCCUGGUGGCUGUGGGUGAAAUAUGUCAAGACUAUGACAGUGAUAAGAUGUUUCCAGUGUUUGGGUUUGGAGGUCAGAUCCCACCUGAUUUCAAGGUCUCACACGAUUUUGCCGUGAACUUUGAUGAAGACAAUCCAGAAUGUUCUGGUAUCCAGGGUGUGGUGGAAGCCUACCAGGGCUGUCUUCCUAAAAUCCAGCUGUACGGACCGACCAACAUUGCUCCCAUCAUACAGAAAGUUGCUUCUUCUGCCUCAGAGGAGAUGCACACCAAGGAAGCUAUGGAGUAUUUCAUCCUGUUGAUCCUAACAGAUGGAGUGAUAACAGACAUGGCCGACACUAGAGAAGCUAUAGUCCAUGCUUCCCACCUACCCAUGUCUGUCAUCAUAGUAGGAGUGGGAAACGCUGACUUCAGUGACAUGCAGAUGCUGGACGGAGACGAUGGAAUACUCAGGUCCCCAAAAGGAGAGCCUGUUCUCAGAGACAUUGUCCAGUUUGUUCCCUUUAAAGACUUCAAACAUGCGUCCCCGGCUGCGCUAGCUAAGAGUGUGUUAGCAGAGGUGCCCAAUCAGGUGGUGGAUUACUACAACGCAAAAGGAAUCCGUCCAAAAUGUCUGUCUGACUAUGACGAAUCUACCAGACCCUUCAGUCCCUGAUCACACAAACACAGACAUUAUAAACACACACACACCCAUUACACACCCAUUAUAAACACACACACACCCUUUAU